AAUAUUUAGAGAUCUUUUCGUCUCAGAUAAAUUGUUGCAACUAUUGUCCGCUUAGUACAGAUAUCCGAUUUAGUAUGAGCUCAGAGUUUUCUACACAAUCUACAUGGGCACUCCUCUGAAAGCGAAUUUGUCACCCUUGGAUCACGUUACGCCCCACUGAGCCCCGUCCAGCGAUAUCGAGUCUUGCAGCGUGGGGCCCCAAAUUGAAUGAAAUCUGAACAAAUUAAUUGGAAAUCAGUUGGAAUCAGUGUCAGUCUCGGCGCGGUCGUGUGUUGGUCCCCGAAAAUGAUGCAAGAAUUACAGAACAACACCCUGGGAUUCGCCCUCAAGCGUCGAAACGAUCGGUUCGUGGUGGAGCCCAUCGGUGGCAUAGUGAAUCCUGCCUAUGAGCCCGACCAAUCAGGAGAUGCUGCAUCAACCCGAACCAAUCGAGGCGUUGGCCAAUCAAAAUGGCGAGUAUAAAGUGCACAACUACUCACUCGGAUAAUAUUUACAGAGUCCAAAAACUAUAAUCAGCGCACGAUUCAGAUCUCAAGGUCUACUUAGAUGAU
Drosophila guanche is the source of this 551-nucleotide messenger RNA. RefSeq lists its product as uncharacterized. NCBI's taxonomy places the organism in Eukaryota, Metazoa, Arthropoda, Insecta, Diptera, Drosophilidae. The record is from RefSeq and is a predicted model, not a curated record. The transcript has a single exon. Bases 208 to 462 code for a protein of 84 amino acids.